Messenger RNA from Colletotrichum lupini, 630 nucleotides. RefSeq lists its product as uncharacterized. The transcript has 2 exons. Bases 1 to 630 code for a protein of 209 amino acids. The record is from RefSeq and is a predicted model, not a curated record. Lineage: Eukaryota; Fungi; Ascomycota; Sordariomycetes; Glomerellales; Glomerellaceae.
AUGCCUCUCACCGAACUCUCACAACAUGCAAUCACAAACGUCGGGCCGCUGACAACAAUAUUCACUGCGCCUAGUUCAUGCGCUACCUCAUCCCCAGGCCUCUGGCUGGCCGCAGAAUCCGUCUUGACAGACCGCGUCCAACCUUUCUUCCGUCAGAAAUGCGAAGGUUCGGCAUACGGCGAGUGUUUCCCCUCCGGCACCGUCUUCGAUCAGAUCCAUUCAGCGGCCACUGCCACCGUUGACGCGGGCACCAUUGCCUACUUCUCGCCCGCAAGCGUCUGUCCUGAUCAGUACACGACAGCUGGUGUCGCUGCAAAGAAUGCCGAGGGCACGAUCAGCUCGUCUGGAGUCUUUGUCCCGCCUAUCGUCAGCGUGCCGUUUGGGUCCGGGUACAUGAGUGACAGGCUGGCGUAUAACCCCAUCGUCAACGUUCUUAUGGAGGCUCUCGAAAAGUCUGUGUACGGCGCAAUGACGGCGUGUCAGCGGCUCGUUGGCAAUGUGACCAUGGCGCAAGCGACCUUCACCUACAACAAUACCGUCGUCUCCGGAGCUGUAUACUCGUACACACCCACCAGCUACAACAUCAGGACUAGCACGCGGACCUUUACCAAUGCCCAGGCUGAUGGUUGA